Messenger RNA from Zonotrichia albicollis (white-throated sparrow), 1013 nucleotides. It is a transcript of the gene GPR6, whose product is annotated as G protein-coupled receptor 6. Gene Ontology annotation, biological process: G protein-coupled receptor signaling pathway. Gene Ontology annotation, molecular function: G protein-coupled receptor activity. The record is from RefSeq and is a predicted model, not a curated record. NCBI's taxonomy places the organism in Eukaryota, Metazoa, Chordata, Aves, Passeriformes, Passerellidae. Gene Ontology annotation, cellular component: membrane.
CGCCCUGGUGGUUGCCAUCAUCUGCUACUCGCCCGCCCUGCGCACCCCCAUGUUCGUGCUGGUGGGCAGCCUGGCCACGGCUGACCUGCUGGCCGGCCUCGGCCUCAUCCUCAACUUCGUUUUCCAGUACGUGAUUCCCUCGGAGACGGUCAGCCUGCUGACGGUCGGCUUCCUCGUCGCCUCCUUCGCCGCCUCCGUGAGUAGCUUGCUGGCCAUCACGGUCGAUCGCUACCUCUCCCUCUACAAUGCCCUCACCUACUACUCGGAGAGGACGGUGCUCUGCAUCCACACCAUGCUGGCCGGUGCCUGGGGGGUCUCCCUGUGCCUGGGGCUGCUGCCCGUCCUGGGCUGGAACUGCCUCCACGACCGCACCUCCUGCAGCGUCGUCAGACCCUUGACCAAGAGUAACGUGACGCUGCUGUCUGCCUCUUUCUUUCUCAUUUUCCUCAUCAUGCUCCAUCUCUACAUCGAGAUCUGCAAGAUCGUCUGCAGGCAUGCCCACCAGAUAGCUCUCCAGCAGCACUUUCUGACUGCCUCGCACUAUGUCACCACCAAAAAAGGAGUCUCUACCCUGGCUAUCAUCCUUGGGACUUUCGGAGCCAGCUGGCUGCCUUUUGCCAUCUACUGUGUGGUGGGGGAUCCUGACUACCCCUCUGUGUACACGUACGCCACGCUCCUGCCUGCUACCUACAACUCCAUGAUCAACCCCAUCAUUUAUGCCUACAGAAACCAGGAAAUCCAGAGGUCCAUGUGGGUGCUCUUCUGUGGUUGCUUUCAGGCUAAAGUGUCCUUUCGCUCCCGGUCCCCCAGCGAUGUCUGAGUGACUUUUCUCUGUCAAGCUGCACCCAGUGACAAUCUACCCAGUGAACUAUUACAGUGCCUGUUCUAAACUUCAAACUACGUCGUGAAGUCGUUGGAAACAUGCUUAAGUAUUAGCACUUUAUACAUGUUUGUAUCUCAGAGAGUGGUUCGGGGUAUGGAGUUUUGGGUUCCCUGGAAAAAAAAAAAAAAAA